GUUCUUGCUGCGGGGCCAGCCCGGGCCGUGGCGGCCUAUGAGCAGCGCGCUGGCGAGCGCGGCUAGCAACGGGGUCGCCGGGCAACGGGAGGCAUCCGCGCACCGACAGCGACAGGGGAGAGAGAGAGAGACGAGUUCUUUAAGAAGAUGGUCGGCUCCACCCCAGAUCUCGGCUCUCUCUGUUUGGAGUCCCGUGGUAUCCCACUGACUCCGAGACCCCAGUCGACACCGGGGAAGCUUUUAUGGCGUAGUUCCAGUAGUCGAGGUUCUCUGCAAUCAGCUCCAGCUUCGUUGAACUCUGACUCGGAUGUCAACAGUUCUAUCUCAAAAAUCGCGCACAUUCUUUCUCAGCGAGCCAGGGAAAAGCAAAAUGACUUGAGAAGAGCUUUUGAAGCUAAUGACAUCGAUCGGAACCUGACCGUCACCAAAGGCGAAUUCCGCAAAGUGAUCGAGAGGUUUUUGCUGCCUCUUAACUCGAAACAAUUUCAGGAUCUACUUGCAAAGAUUCCAAUCAACAGUGAUGGGACAGUGCCUUACACGGUAUUUCUGGAGAGAUUUUGUUCACCUGAUGAAUCCCAAAUAAGAAGGGCAAACAGCAGGACCAGUUCUAUCAUCUCCAAUUCCAAUUUGACACCAAAGCAAAUUGAGAAUUACCUGAGGGACAAGAUCCUAAACAAUUUGAAAAACCUCAUAAGAGCCUUUAAGUUGUUUGAUUAUAACAAGGAUGAACACAUUCAGUGCUAUGAACUUCGAAGAGUUCUUGAGAGUUACUGUCUUAGAAUGACGGAUUCUCAGUUUGAAAGGCUUUGUUCUCGAUACCACCUGUCUAGGACGGGAGCAGUGAAUUACAUGCAGUUUCUAGCGAAGCUGGGCAUCCCUGUUGAACCCUCGAACAAACGCAGCACAGAAUGUGUGGCACAAGCAAUGAACUGGGAAGAUGGUGUUCAGGAACAAGAAAAACAACCCAAGUUGCAACGACCAAUGACUGAGGAGUCCCUCGGAAAUUUAGCAAGUUUAUCAAGGGAUGAAAUUGAAUGGGCUUUUCAUAAAAAGUUGCAAGCCAACUAUCACAAUUUAUUGCAAGCUUUUUCAAAUUACGAUGUGUCCAAAAGUGGCUUCAUCUUAAUGCAUGAGCUCCAGACAGUUCUCAACAAGUUUAUAUGUCCUACGAGCAAUGAAGUCUUUGAUCAAAUAAUGGGAAGGUAUAAAAUUGAAGCCAAUGGCAAAGUAGCAUGGAAACAAUUUCUACUGAGCAGUCCUGAUGCAAUGCCAACUAAAUGGGCCUUGCCCAAGCAACAGCUAAACAAUAGCCUUUCAUCUUGUCAUUGUUUGAAUCCUGGAGGACCGUGUGAGAACAAAAAGAACACGGACCUUCUCCAGAAGCUCCAUAAAUAUUUCCGGGAGAGAAACACUGCAGGAGAGGAGAAUCACAACGGCAUCAUAACUCGACAAGAACUGCGUCGCAUUCUGCAGUGUUUCCCUUUUCGACUAAUUGAUGAGGAGAUUAAAAUUCUUAUGUUAUUGCUGGAUCCAGAGCACAGUGGCUAUUUUCACUGGAACCAGCUCAUGGAAUUGACUGAAGAAAAAAAGAACCAAAAUCUUUUGAACGGAACUAAAAAUGUCAAGAAGGAUACCCCUGUGGCAGCAGUGUGGAAAACUGUGGAGGAUAUUCUGCGCGACAAAAUUAGAAACAAUUGGGAUGAAAUACAAAAGUGUUUUUUGAAGAGCGAUCCCGAGAGAACUGGGAAAGUUAGCCUUGCUGAUUUGCGGAAGGUCAUUGAAACUCACUGUCUUCCUAUUUCCGAUCAGCACUUUGAUAAACUGUGCAAGCAAAGGACCAACAACGUAAACAUUUCCUAUCAGCAGUUUCUGGAUAAUCUUGGGUUGACCGACAUGCCAAAAAUCACCACCACUGAGGUACCUGCACUCAAUCAACAGCAAAAGAGGCUUAUAAAGAAAGAGAAUGAAGAUGGCGUAUUUGGCAAGUUAAUGCCUUUGAAUGAUGUGAAAUCAGAGCUCUGGUUACGCAUUAUCUACUGUGACAGCAACAUUCGGAAAAGUUUCCUCGCCCAUAAGAACCAGUGCAGUGGCAAAAUCAACAAGGAAGGAUUCAAAAAGGUGCUGCUAGAUUGCGGCAUAACCAUGGAUGAACUCCAGUUUAACGUUCUAGCCAAUGUACUGGGAUUCAAGAAUCAAGACUUAAACUUCUAUGACUUCUCUGAACGUUUCAAAGAUUACAGAUCUGCAAAUUCAACUAUUCCAAUAAAACACUGUACCGGUGAAGGCCUUGACUGGAAAUUGAAACGCACGAUUGCUGAUGAUUGUUUCCAUCUCAUCUUGGAAAAAGUGAAACAUUCAUCUUUGGACCUACGUUCUUUGUUUGAUCAACUGGACCGUAACCGUGAUGGAUUAAUUACAAUGUACGACUUUCGUACGCUGCUUGACAACUGCCCACUUACAAUCAUGGCGACGGAGUAUCAUCGGUUUUUGGAGAUGUUGGGACUUCAACCUGAUUCAAGACUAACCUAUUUGGAAUUCCUUAGGAUAAUUAGGGUCAUUGAGACCAAGCUGGGCCUCUUCUGGAAUAAAGCGGCUUACAGCUCGAGAGAUGAUCCAGAUAACACUUUCCAGCUGUGCGAACAGGCCCAUGACUACCUAGCUCACAAAGCCAAGACAAAGUGGCACGAGAUGAUCAAGGGUUUUCAUCGGAUUGAUUCUGAAGGUAACCUCAUUGUGCACAAGAAGGACGUAAGGGAUCUCUUAUGCCGGCCCUGUUGGCCAAUUUCACCCAAGCAAUUUGAAACAUUUUGGUCCUGGUAUGACCCAGAUAAUAAAGGGUAUAUGACUUACUUUGAGUUCCUCCAGAAGCUGAGGAGUAGGUUUGGAUCACACUUUCAGAUAGACAAAAAACAAGUUGCUCCAGAGACCAAAAUCAACUCGAUGGACGAGUCCAAUGAACAACAUCCGGUCCACACAGACAGCCCGCAAAAACAGAAAGUUCAGACAGGCAGAUUUGAUAUUCAUGAGUUAAAAAAACAGCUCAAAGCUAAGUUCAGGGAUCACCACAAAGGCUUCAUUGAGAUCUUUUCUAAACUUGACAAAUGUAAUGAUGGCUGCAUUACGAUAAGUGAUUUUCAGAGUGUGCUGAAGGACCACAACUACCAACUGGGACAAGAUCAGCUUAGGCACCUCCUAGUCAGGUUGGAAAUCCCCUUGCACAACAGCAAGUUUUCAUAUCCUCAUUUCUUGCGAGCCAUUGAGGGUGUUGAAGACAAGACAAAGCACGUAAAUCCACGUGAAAACUCUGAUGUCACUUCUCCAGAGAAAGCGAUCGCCAAACUAAAGGGAAUGGUGGUCAAAUCCUAUGGAGCAUUGUUUAAGGGCUUCAAAUCGUUUGAUAAACAUGGAAGUGGAAAGAUCAACACCUUGGCCUUCCGCCAGGUGCUCAAUAACGUAUGCUUCAGAAUGACAGACCGGGAGUUCAACUACCUCCUCAGCAAAUUGAAAUCAAACACUGACCACAUGGUGGACUGGCUUGACUUCCUGCAGACCUGCACCGUAUACAACUACAAGGCUGCAGAAGCACCAGAUAGAGAAAAUCAUACGUCUAGACCAAAAUUAUCGGCGCAGUUAUCAAUGGCCGAUAUUAUGUCCCAUAUUCGGGAGGUUGUCAACAAAUGUCUCUAUGUUGUUACUCAAGAGUUUGAAGACACUGACUAUGCAAAUAUAAAAGUUAUUUCCAAAAAGAACUUCAAAGAAAUAUUUUCCAAGCACUUUAUGAGUCUCUCAGAUGAGCAGUUUGAAAACCUGUGGAACCAUUUGCCAGUCAACGAUUAUGGGAAUCUCGAAUACCACAAGUUUCUGAAGCAAUUCAGUGGACAGGAGGCCCUGGAGGUAAAGACUAGCCGAGCAGCUUCUCCAACAAAGCCGCCAAGUGCGAGCAGGUCUUCCAGCGCACAGAGCUGCAAAACACCAGUAUCUGCCGAGAGUAAUGAAAAGUCGAUCGAGUUGUCACAGCGAUUGGCCUCUGUAACGUCUUCCGUGAACUGUGAGGCAAUUGAGCAGAAGCUGAAGAAGGAUAUCAAGAAAUUCUGGAAGGAGAUACAAAAAGAAUGCAGAGAAAAAGACACCGAGAAACAAGGUGAAAUUGAUGCUGCUGAUUUUCAUGCUAUAUUGAAGAAAUACUGCAUGUCUGUUAAACCAGAGGAGUUCCAGCAGCUGGUGAAGAAGUAUGAAAAUAAGAACACUGGAUACUUCACAUACAAUGAAUUUCUUCAGCAACUUGUUUUGUCAAUGGGGCAACUGGAAACGAACCCACUGCAGAGAAUGAGGAUCCCAUAUCCAAAGGUGCCGAUGAGCCCCGGAACAGAACAUGAUACACUUACUCAAUUAAUGAUGCGGGUUCAACCAUGCAUAACAAAAUGUUGGAAGCUGAUGCGUCGAACGUUUAAAGCCUAUGACGAGACAGGGAGUGGCUACCUCUCACUCUUUGUAUUUCGACAGGUGCUGCGACAGUAUGGAAUCAACCUGUCCGAGGAGGAAUUUUACUACCUGUCUUCCUAUUAUGACAAGCAUCUGCAAGGAACCAUCUCGUACAAUGAAUUCCUGCGUGUAUUCCUCUGAUUACACUAGGCUCUACCUGUAUUUUUAAAAUGCAGCUUUUGUAGUGAUAUGGCACUGUUUUUGGAUGGUAAAGCUAUCUUCUAGAUUGUUGACAGCAGAGUUAAUUUUGACCAGACUAUUUUUAAAACUUUUCAGAGUUUAGGCACUAUUAGAGAAGUAUCCUUUUUUUUUUUGCAGAAUCCUGCGAUAUUAAGUAAAAAGACAAAGAAAUAUUACAUAAGCAAAGCUGAAUUAGCCAGUCACAUAAAUCUGUAUUUAAUAAAAAUGAAAGAAGAAUGUAUCAUCAUGUAUUACUCAGGUAAAUUUAUGAAAAUGUUCCGGUGACUGAAUGCCACUGGCAGGAAUAUUAGCAAAAUAAUUCUACGGUAUGCAACCAGAAAAAUAAAUCAUCUUGACAAUG
Messenger RNA from Amblyraja radiata (thorny skate), 5023 nucleotides. RefSeq names its product EF-hand calcium binding domain 6 (gene efcab6). Gene Ontology annotation, cellular component: nucleoplasm. Gene Ontology annotation, molecular function: calcium ion binding. Lineage: Eukaryota; Metazoa; Chordata; Chondrichthyes; Rajiformes; Rajidae. The transcript has 31 exons. The record is from RefSeq and is a predicted model, not a curated record. The coding region runs from base 148 to 4623 and encodes 1491 amino acids.